Molecule: messenger RNA, 1164 nt
Organism: Camelina sativa (false flax)
Lineage: Eukaryota; Viridiplantae; Streptophyta; Magnoliopsida; Brassicales; Brassicaceae
Source: RefSeq, a predicted model, not a curated record
AUGGAGAAGUAUAUGUUCCGCUCGCUCUCUGGUAAUAAAGGACUUAUUAAACAGGCUAUACCAUUAGGAGAAAAUCAAAGGGGAGACCCUUUCAGUUGGCAUUUCACGAAAACAGGGCGGUAUACAGUCAAAUCGGGUUAUCACAUUGCACGACUUGAUGUAAAUCAGCCUUUCAUGGCUCGUGGCUCUGGGCCAGACAUAACCCUUCUCGCUAGCGUUUGGCGGGUCCGAUGCCCUCCAAAAAUUCAACAUUUUAUGUUGCAGGUGUUAUCUGACUGUAUUUCGAUCUCGGCUAAUCUGGGACGCCGUGGUAUUGCAUGUGAUUUAGGAUGUGUUCGCUGUGGAACGGAGGAGGAGACCAUAAAUCAUGCAACUUUUGUUUGUCCUCCUGCUCGUCAGGUAUGGGCUUUAGCCCAUGUGCCGGUGGGCCCACUUUCCUUUCCGACAGAUUCGGUGUAUGCAAAUGUGGAUCAUUUCUUAGGGCAGCAGAAUCCAGGGGCUCAUGUUGUGGCUUUUCCUUGGCUUAUGUGGUAUAUUUGGAAAUCCCGGAAUGCACGAGUUUUUGAAGAUAUUGUGGAGAAACCAGAGGAUAUUGUUAGGGUUGCAGAAGGAGAAGCUACAGGGUGGCAGCAGGCUCAAGUAGAGGAUGAUGUAGACAUCUCUCACCCUAUCCCUGUAGGUUUAUCGGGUCUGGCGGGUACUACUUCACUCCCACCCGUUUUCUCGGGCUAUCGUUGCUUUAUAGAUGGUUCCUGGAAAGCAGGAGACCAAUUUGCAGGUGCUGGAUGGUGUUGUACCUCGCUCCAGGUUGUGUCACCGCUGAUGGGCGCUAGGAAUUUUCUUCGAAGUCUAUCACCAUUACAUGCCGAAGCUGAAGCUUUUCUUUGGGCGAUGCGGUGUAUGAUUUGUCAUGAUUUCCGAGACGUGGAUUUCUAUACGAACUGCUCCGAUUUAGUGAAGAUGGUGUCUUCUCCUUCUGACUGGCCAGCCUUCACUACGUACCUGGAAGACAUCAAGAUUGAUAGGGAAGAAUUUUCAUCUUUUUCUUUAUCUUUAAUUUCAAGAAACGCUAAUGUUAGUGCGAAUUCCUUGGCACGCCAAGCUCGUACCUCUCCGCAUCAUGUUUUGUUUAUAAACAACUUUUCUUCGCAUUGGCUCGUUUGA